Molecule: messenger RNA, 344 nt
Organism: Ctenocephalides felis (cat flea)
Lineage: Eukaryota; Metazoa; Arthropoda; Insecta; Siphonaptera; Pulicidae
Product: alkaline phosphatase 4-like
Exons: 3
Coding region: 15-323 (102 amino acids)
Biological process (GO): dephosphorylation
Molecular function (GO): alkaline phosphatase activity
Source: RefSeq, a predicted model, not a curated record
AAAGAGUGCUGCAAAUGAAAGAAUCGAGAUCCCCAGUUGCCAAAAAUGUGGUGAUCAUGAUUGGCGAUGGAAUGGGGAUGACUACAAUAACAGCAAGUAGAAUAUAUAAAGGACAGAAAACUAAAGCUGCCACGGGAGAAUCAUAUUCUUUGUCCUUUGAUAAAUUUCCAAACAUCGGUCUGUCAAAGGAAAUAAUGAGGGAGCAAAUUUUCUGCGUGAAGUUAAUAAGGAAUAUAGGAAUAUAUCCCAUAUUACAGCUCUAUUAUCGUGGGAAUUCAGUAUACAUCCAAACAAAAUGUCAACUUUUGAAAAUGUUAAACUGACAUCAUUUAAAACAAUGUGGA